GAACUGGAUCCACGAGCUCCUGACUUUGUGUUGCACUACAUGCGUCUUCGAUGGUUCUUGCAAGUUUCACACUGGGUAUAUGGAAUGGGCGAGUUUGUGAGUGAUGCCCUUCUGGUACCAGACAAAUGCAAGUUCCUUCACCAGGAAAGGAUGGAUGUGUGUGAAACUCAUCUGCACUGGCAUACUGUUGCUAAAGAGUCAUGUAGUGAGAAGAGUAUGAAUCUACACGACUAUGGCAUGCUGCUGCCCUGUGGAAUCGACAAGUUUCGUGGUGUGGAGUUUGUUUGCUGCCCAUUAGCAGAGGAAAGCGACAAUCUUGAUUCAGCUGAUGCCGAAGAUGAUGAUUCAGAUGUCUGGUGGGGAGGUGCAGAUGCAGACUAUGCAGAUGGAAGCGAUGAUAAGGUAGUAGAAGAACAAGCAGAGGAAGAUGAGGAGCUAACUGUUGUGGAAGAUGAAGAUGCUGAUGACGACGAUGAUGAUGGUGAUGAAAUUGAAGAAGAGACAGAGGAAGAAUAUGAGGAGGCAGCUGAAAGAACUACUAGUAUUGCAACCACUACCACCACGACUACAGAGUCUGUGGAAGAGGUUGUCAGAG
This is a messenger RNA of Pterocles gutturalis (yellow-throated sandgrouse), 595 nucleotides long. Its product is annotated as amyloid beta A4 protein-like. NCBI's taxonomy places the organism in Eukaryota, Metazoa, Chordata, Aves, Pterocliformes, Pteroclidae. Gene Ontology annotation, molecular function: signaling receptor activator activity; transition metal ion binding; signaling receptor binding. Gene Ontology annotation, biological process: axonogenesis; central nervous system development. The annotation marks the transcript as partial. The transcript has 4 exons. Gene Ontology annotation, cellular component: early endosome; plasma membrane; Golgi apparatus. The record is from RefSeq and is a predicted model, not a curated record.